CCCAUUUGAACAGAUCUGGCAUCCCGAAGAAUUCUCGAAUGAAGGGGAAGAGAGGAAGGGAAGAGCCGGGAAAUGCGCAAAGCGCCUUUUUCUCCACUUUCGGAGAUGCCAAGCCGCGCGUCCAGUUGCUUGGAGAAGCCCGUUCACAGCCUCCAGCUGCUGCUCGCUUCGACAUGGACCCUGAGACCUGCCCCUGCCCUUCUGGUGGCUCCUGCACCUGCGCGGACUCCUGCAAGUGCGAGGGUUGCAAAUGCACCUCCUGCAAGAAGAGCUGCUGCUCCUGCUGCCCUGCGGAGUGUGAGAAGUGUGCCAAGGACUGUGUGUGCAAAGGCGGAGAGGGGGCCGAGGCAGAGGCAGAGAAGUGCAGCUGCUGCGAGUGAGGAAGCACCCCUCCAUGUGGAGCACAUGGAGAUAGUGCCAGGUGGCUCAGUGCCACCUAUGCCUGUGGUGAGGUGUGGCUGGUGUCCCCUUCCUCUGCUGACCUUAGGGGAGUGGCAAUAAAUCCCAUGAACAGCA
Messenger RNA from Piliocolobus tephrosceles (Ugandan red Colobus), 516 nucleotides. RefSeq names its product metallothionein-3. The transcript has 4 exons. Bases 39 to 380 code for a protein of 113 amino acids. Gene Ontology annotation, molecular function: metal ion binding. Gene Ontology annotation, biological process: positive regulation of ERK1 and ERK2 cascade; cellular response to zinc ion; intracellular zinc ion homeostasis. Lineage: Eukaryota; Metazoa; Chordata; Mammalia; Primates; Cercopithecidae. The record is from RefSeq and is a predicted model, not a curated record. Gene Ontology annotation, cellular component: nucleus; cytoplasm.